This is a messenger RNA of Staurois parvus, 402 nucleotides long. The record is from the annotation of a GenBank genome assembly. Lineage: Eukaryota; Metazoa; Chordata; Amphibia; Anura; Ranidae.
UCUAUACAAGGAGUGGGGCAGAUGAUGUCCACAAUGGUUUUGACUCGGAAGCAAUCUAUGUUCAAUUCCUCUUCACCUGUGAAUUCUGUAGUGAGUCAGGACAACUCUAAGAGGAAGAGUGUGGAUACGGAAAAUGUCACCGUCAUGGAAACCAAGCUGAAAAUCCUGGAGAUCCUGCAGUUCAUCCUGAAUGUAAGAUUGGAUUACAGGAUAUCGUAUCUGCUCUCCGUUUUCAAGAAGGAAUUUGUGGACGUUUUCCCCAUGCAAGAUAGUGCAGUAGCGGAUGGGACAGCACCAGCCUUUGAGAACACAAAUGCCACCUUAAAUCUAGAGCGUAUUUCAGAACAAGCAGAAGCUAUGUUUGGAGUGGGGAAGAAUACUAUUCUGGAAGUUGAUGACGAG